This is a messenger RNA of Aricia agestis (brown argus), 2457 nucleotides long. RefSeq names its product SH3 domain-binding protein 5 homolog. The transcript has 7 exons. Gene Ontology annotation, molecular function: protein kinase inhibitor activity. Gene Ontology annotation, biological process: intracellular signal transduction; negative regulation of protein tyrosine kinase activity. The coding region runs from base 913 to 2196 and encodes 427 amino acids. Gene Ontology annotation, cellular component: cytoplasm. NCBI's taxonomy places the organism in Eukaryota, Metazoa, Arthropoda, Insecta, Lepidoptera, Lycaenidae. The record is from RefSeq and is a predicted model, not a curated record.
ACAGGCCCUUAAAGUUCACAAUACAUCUGUAGCCACAAUGAAAAUGUGCAAUUGUGCAUCCUUAUCACAUUAAUUUUAUUUCAUUGAUAAUAAUAAUCUAUGUUAACAUUUUAAUAUAAUGAUAAUGCAUAAUUUAACAUCUACUUCAUAAUAUAGAGUUCAAGUAACAUAAUGCAAUGAAUUUAAAAAAUGUAUUGUAGUUGUUCGACACUAUCGAAUAGUGUUUUAUUUUUGUUUUGUGGUUUUCGAAUCUCGCUUUUUGUUUUCUAUUAAACUUAUGUUAAUGUCAUGUGUUUUACCACCGUCACGUUUUUCGAUUACUAUGUAUAGGUAGAUGUAGUAAUUAUUCCUACUUAUAAAGAUAUUUAUAUAAUGCAGUGCGUAAAUAUUCAAGGUUUGCAGUAUUUUGUCAUGGGAACAUAUCCAAUGUGCCAAAGACUAGCAAACUUUUUUUUUCGCUGUGUAAAUAUUUUUAUAAGUAAGGGGUAAAUGUUUAUUUUAUAUUUAUUUACUCAAAUGUAAUCUCAUACGUUCAUUCUUGUAUACUUGUAUAUGCUCGGCCUAAUAGUUACUCAACUUUACCAAAAGUGAAGUGUUCAUGUUAAAACUCUAGUACAACACGACCAUUCCAUUAAUGUUUUUAAGUUUUAUUUAUGCCGAUUGCCAGUUAUGUAAUACCCUAAUGUAAUCGCACUCGAUAGCCGAAGGUGCAUAUUUUUGUAUCGCAAAAUUUGCAGCAUGUAUAAUUCUGAUGUAUGUAAAUUUACGAUAUGCAAUAAACUGUAAUGUUACUAAUUUUCAAUGGAAUUUUCUUUUCGGACACACCUAAGAUAGAAUGAGAAAGUGGAAUUGGAGAAGUUGAACGCCGCUACUGACGAGAUUAACAAGUUGGAACUGGAAUUGGAUGAGUCCAUGAAAACGUUCCAUCUCCUGUUGAACGAGACAUCCAGGAGGUUACAAGGGUUGACCAAGAAGCUGGGAGUACAGUGUAUUGAGAAGUCCAGGCCGUACCACGAUGCAGUUGCAUCAUCAAACGCUGCGAGAACAGAGUGUCAGAAGGCAGCGGUAGCGUUCCAGAGAGCAAGCGAAUUGCACGCGGCGGCCAAAGAGACGGUGACGUUGGCGGAACAGCGGUUCGUGAGCAAGCAGGACGAGUGGCAGUUCGACUCCAACUGGCAAGAGGUGCUCAACCAUGCCAUUAUCAAGGUCAUGGACGCUGAGAAAAGGAAGGCGGAAAGUGGACGAGAACAUCAGAAGAAAGCCGCCGCGUACAUCGCCGCUGAAAAAAAGGUGACGCAACUGGAGGAGAGCUUAAAACGCAAUAUCAUAAAGUCGAGGAUAUACUUCGAGGAGAAGAAACUAUGCGAUGAACAGAUGCAGACGCAGAACGAGAAGAUUGAGAAACUGCAACGUCUCAUAGCGGACGCAAAAUACAGAUACUCCAAGUCGCUCAAAGCGUUGGAGGAAAUUUCUGAAGAAAUACACAGAAGGAGAGGCGAGUAUCCACCAGGGAAGGAUCCUAUUCCCGUAGGACCGAGAGAACCGGGAGUAGGCGCGGAAAGGGACCCAGUACACGACGAAACACAGCUAGAUAAUAAGGAACACGAGAAAGAUGAGGAGUCUAAUCUGCAGGAAUUAAGGAUGCGAGUUAGAGAACUAGCGCUCAAGCCCAUCGAUAGAACUGACGUGGAAACUGACGAGGCGUGGGUACAUGAACUGAACGAGACCAUCAAUAAGUUAGAUCAGCUACUCAUGAUGAAGGAAAGCAACCAGCAGAAGAAGAGUAAGUUCACCGACAACCCGCCACGGAACUACAGCGCGCCGUCAACCAGCACCAACUCGAAAUAUAACCCACCAGAAGAAAGUUGGAAGGAAUCCAACCUCUCGCGAACAAAGUCGAUCAGUAAGGAGGUUGUUUACGAGCACCCACCGAUGGUGAAGAAUGAUAGGUGUAAGAGCAUGAUGUCGUUAGACGUUCUGGCCUUGUCGAGAGACGCGAUGAUCACGGAUAGAGAAUCUUACCUCAAAGCGGUGAUAGAAGAUAAGUCCCCCACUGGAACGUACACGGGCAGUAAUUCUGAGAGAAACGACAGUCCCGAUGAUAUUCUGACGGUGGAGUGCGAUUCCAGCGACUCCACGCAAAACCCCAUCAUCCGGAUGACCAGCUCAACUAUCACGGAUAGUGAUAAUAGUUAAUUGGAAUGGUUGUGAGAUUCGAAUUUACCUGGAAAGUCUGUUAGAUUGUAUUGUUUUUUGUUAAACAAUUUUUGGAACGAUUGAUUUCUUGUGAUUCGCAAAUCUUUUGAAUUGGAUAUUUUGGUAGAUGAUAUGAUUUAUGGAACCUUCUUUUUGGAGUUUUUGUAAGUUGCAAAAUAAUAUCAUCGUCGAAAAUUGCAAUGUUCAACCUAUGGUUGGCAGCUCAGACAAAAUAGAUAGAUUUUUAUGAUUGGCGGGUAA